AUGAGUGGCACACGAUGUCUGUACAACUAUAGCAGGGCAACCCUUUAUAGGGUCUUCGUCUCGCCCUUUGAGAAGGUGGAAGCCUUGGCCCGACGAAGCGCCCUUGCCCAUCCCGCCCCCAGAACACUACCGCCAGUAUUGUCGCCGCCGAUGCAGUCUUUCGCCCGUCACGCAGCCCUUAUUCACCGGCCCCGGAAGCCGAGCAGAUCGGCAGAACCAGAGCCGAAGGCUGCUCGAAGGCUCCCCUUCGACGAGAUGAUCCGCGACCGCCAAAUCUUGGUCGUUGACGAGGACAACAAGCUGACGGGCCCGCACAACACCUCUCGGGUGCUCCAGUCGCUCGACCUGGACACGCAGAGCCUGCGGAUGGUCUCGCGGCCACCGCCGAACCCGACAGGGGACCAGCCACGGUACGCCAUCUGCCGCGUCAUCGACAAGCGCCUCGAGAAAGAGCGCGAGAAAGAGCAGGAGAAGGCCAAGAAAGAGACUGCGCGCAGGCUGGCGCGGAUCAAGGAGCUCGAGCUCAACUGGGCCAUCGCGUCGCACGACCUCGGCCAUAAAAUGAGGCAGCUGAAGGGCUUCCUGGAGAAGGGCUACAAGGUCGACGUGAUCUUCGCCAAGAAGAGGGGUAGCAGGGUGGCCACACUUGACGAGGCGGAGGCGCUUGUGAAGGCGGUGCGGGACGUCGUUGCCGAAGUCCGGGGUGCGAAAGAGUGGAAGGAGGCGGAGGGACAGCCGCCCAAGGUGAUGAGGCUAUACCUGGAGGCGCCACCAUCGGCGAAAGCUCCUUCCAAGUCUUCUGCCGUCAAUUCAGAGCCUUCGGAGAACUGA
Molecule: messenger RNA, 831 nt
Organism: Colletotrichum graminicola M1.001
Lineage: Eukaryota; Fungi; Ascomycota; Sordariomycetes; Glomerellales; Glomerellaceae
Product: translation initiation factor IF-3
Exons: 1
Coding region: 1-831 (276 amino acids)
Biological process (GO): ribosome disassembly; mitochondrial translational initiation
Cellular component (GO): mitochondrion
Molecular function (GO): translation initiation factor activity; ribosome binding
Source: RefSeq, a predicted model, not a curated record